CUUGGAUCUAUUUUCAUUUAGAUGCUCUCCAGAACUGGAAGAUAUGCCUCCGGAAUUCACGGCCGCCGCUGUAAAGUGUGGACCGAACGUCACCGCAGUGCUAACCGCUUGCGGAAGGCUUCUGGUAGCUGGAAGCAACGACAGCAACAGGUUGGGCCUGGACACUUGGACUCUAUUAGGAAGACGGAGAACAAAUCAUGCUCCACGGCUCACGUUGGUACGCUCGCUAAAGAAAUGGAAACUAAAGAGCGUUAGUUUCGGUCGCAGCCAUAGCGCAGCGUUGACUUGCGAUGGCCGAGUCGUGACGAUGGGCAGUAGGACUGACUGCCAGCUGGGUCACAACUGCGACCGCUGGCCCGCUCCAGUCGACAAGAUGGCUCUCAGGGUCAUAACUGGUAAUGAAAUUAUCGAAAAUUCAAGAAUUUCUAUGUCAACUCUUGAAACCCAAGUCGUAGUGGAACCGCAAGAGGUGUUGGCGUUGUACUGUUCUGAAAAACAGAUUUCCGACGGUCUUACUGUCACUGUAAACUCGAUCUACACUCAGUGGCAUUGCGUCUUUCUCCUUGUUGACACAACUGCUCCGUACAAGAAGUCUGAAGAAAGUACAAAAGAAGUAGCCAAAGAGGAAGAGCAAGGAGAAGACUUCGACACCCUUGGGCCUGUUCCCGAUUGGAUCAAAGAAGAGCUAGCGAAAGCUACGCACAGUUGGCCUGGCAAUGAUAUCAAAGCCUAAUUGAUCUUGGUUAAAGUUAGUUUAACUACAGAGUUGGUCUAUUAUUUCCUGUCUGUGAACCAGUAGCGAAUCCACGAUUUAAUUUUAUAUAUAUAUUUUUAUUAUUUUUUUUCCUGCUGGCAUUACAGACCAAGUAGAUCUCCCCCCUCCCCUUAACAAGUCUGCUCCAUCUCUGCCUGUCGUGGGCUAUUUCUAUACAAUUAUCUGAACGCAGCUCUAUUAAACCUUUGUUGAUUCUAUCUAUCCAUCUGCUUUUUGACCUUCCACGUGGUCAUCUACCUUCUAUUGAGGAUUUCAUUGUUUUGUAGAGGCUUCCAGAUGGAUUUCUACGAGGUACAUGUCUUGUCCAUUUUAACCUCUGUCUCUUCAUAUCAUGGAUAUUGAUUGACCAGUCUCUGAAAGUAAUACUUUAUUGGUCAUUUAUAAAACCUUAAUUAUUUGGAAAGAAACAUAAAAACCAACCAUCUAUAUGAAAUAGUGUUUAAGUGAUUUUUGAAGUCCAAUUAUAACAAGUUGUUCAUUUCUUAACGUAUAUUUAUUUUAUUCUCUUUCUCACAAUUCUCUUUAGGCAAGUCAAUUGUAGGAGGAUAACAGAUAUUAAAUAAAUAUCAAAGAAAUUGGCGUCUUUUUACAUUAUAUCAUGGAGGUCUUGGCACUGGUAGGUCCUUGUGAAGGAGGAUCCAUAUUUGUCUCUGUAAGUGAUCUUCACUCCUUUUUAAUUAUAAUGUAAAUAUAGCUACCAAUUAUAAGCAUGUGUAAAGUAAAAGAUAUAAACAAAUUUAUCAGUAGCAGCAUUAUUAUUUUUUUUUUUCCUUCAAUGGCCACUUAAAUAUUAUUUUACAGUUUAGGUACCGUUGAAAAAUAAAAUAAAUAGAUAAAAUAAAAUUUAAAAAACCCACAUAGGGCCUUGGUGUCUUUUAUGCAAUCUAUUAAAGGUGUAGAUGAAAUAUUAAAUACUAUCUUAUAUGGUUCACUUAAUGCAACAAAAUUAUAAAGAAAGGAGAUGUUCUGUGAUCAAACAUCAAAUAAUCAAAUAUCGGUACCGAAACUUUUCCCUUACAACUUUUCAAGUUAAGAAAUUACAAAAUUUUGUUUUCUAAAAAAGCAUGUAUUCAUUUAAGGGUUCUCUUGAUUUUGCCAAAAAUCCUUUCUAAAAAUGAUUUUUAUUCUUAGCAACUCUUUUAACAACACUUCACAACAAAGGGCACACUACAUCAAGUAAUUAUAUAAAUUACAAUUCUAAUCUAAGUUCGAUCAGGUGUGCCUAGAAGGUGGCUUCAUUGCACAAGUUGCGAAAUCGAAAUUGUUGAAGGGGAGAGGGGGGGUGGCAUAUUUUGAAUUUUUGAGCGGGACAAAUUUCUAUGGAGUUAUGAAUUUUCGGACUAAGCCACAAGAGGAAGACAUGGUACAAACCGCAGCAAGUGUAAUUGUAUAUGAUUUCUAAUUUUAUAAUUUUAUCUUAGCUUGCUCUGUUUUAAGAAAAGGGGAGCAAUGGAAUAUCUUUGGAAGAGGAAGGGGGGUAGAAUCAUGCGCUUUCAACCGGAGGAAGGGAUUGGCAUAUCUGAGCUCGAUUAUUGUUUAUUUCUCAUUUAACGCAACUUUUGUUUAAGGACAUAAAUAAAUAAAAUUCUUAUAAAUAACUACAGUUCUUUAAAACUGUUGAAGUGGACUUUUGAAAUCAGAUCUAUAAAAAUUUCAACGCCUCCUGUGAAAUGAUUGCACCAACUAAAUAGAUCAUAAACUAUAAAUACGUCGUUGCCUAAGUAAAUUUACACUUCCAGUUUUAAUAUAUUUUAUUUAAAUAAAAAAGUAACUUACAUCAACAAUAAUUUGUUUUUUAAACCCUAACCUAAUAAGAAAACUUCAAAUUUUAUUAUCUUCCUUGUUGUUGGCUGUGUGCUGCGUGGUGUUGUCAUUGCUGUUGUAGUCCUCGGUGUUGUUCUCCUCGUGGUUUGCCUCACCGUUGUUCUUCGUGUUGUAGUUCUUUGUGUAGAAGUUCUCUGUGUCCUUCUUGUUGUAGGCCUUUGUGUUGUUCUUUGAGUAGUUGUCCUUCUUGAAGUUGGUCUUGUCGUUGGCCUCUGCGUCGUUGUAGUUGUUGUCGUCGUCGUUGUGGUUACAUUCGGAAAUAUUUCAUGAAAUGGAAACUUGAUGAAAAUCUUGUUCAAGAUAUCUAAUCCAAAUCUUUCCAGAUUUUGUUCGAGAUCAGGUAAUGAGUCUUCAUAAAGAAGAGGCCAAAAUCUGUUAGUGAAUCCGACAACCAUUUUACCUGUAAAUAUAAGGCAUUUAAAACUGUAAUUAAUGGAAUAUAUACUAAUUAAGAGAUUUUGUAACAAAAUAUUUAACAAAGUAUUAUUUAU
Molecule: messenger RNA, 3090 nt
Organism: Nezara viridula (southern green stink bug)
Lineage: Eukaryota; Metazoa; Arthropoda; Insecta; Hemiptera; Pentatomidae
Source: the annotation of a GenBank genome assembly